Messenger RNA from Vespula vulgaris, 1855 nucleotides. RefSeq lists its product as uncharacterized. Lineage: Eukaryota; Metazoa; Arthropoda; Insecta; Hymenoptera; Vespidae. The transcript is spliced from 4 exons. The coding region runs from base 633 to 1745 and encodes 370 amino acids. The record is from RefSeq and is a predicted model, not a curated record.
UACGUGUAAGCGGAACAGCCUUAAUCUUUGUAUACAAAUCUUAUUCGUAUAGUAUUCUUAUAAAAAUUACUAUCUGAUAAAAGUUUGUUAUAUAUUUUUAUAUUAGUGUUAAUCGGUGCAGUUUGUUGCAUUUCGAUGGCAAUCAGAGCAAAUCGAUGCAGUUCGAAGCUCGUUGAAUAUAAUAUCAAUGGUACCAAAGUACUAUCAACUUUUUUGUUUUUUUUCCAUCUCCAUAAAGUAUAUUUAUUUCUCAUAAAUAUUAUUUUAAUGGCAUCUUUAUAAAUUGAAAUGUUUAUAUUCCGAUAAAAGUUUAUGAGGCUUACAUAAGAUUACUCAGAUCUUUCACGUAUAGAUUCCUGUAUGUAGAGAUUCUGCUAUUUAUAAAAACAUAUUAAAGAUUUAGACAAAAAACAAUUCCAAAGAUUUUAAUCAUUUCUUUAAAACGUUAAGAUUUGAUCGUAUCGAAGUAUUAAUUGGUAUUUUCAAUGAGAUGGAAUGAUUUUCUAUCGAUGUCUUAACUACGAUUAGAGGUUAAGCAUUCGAGAUUUUGUUGUUUAUUUGAUAAGUGUUUUUAUGACCGCUUGAUGUUUCCUAACGACUUUGUGACCUCAUAAAAAGUUGUUUUCAAAGAUAUGGAUUGCUUCGAUGACGAUAUAUUUGAAUUUAGUGACAAAGAUGAAGAUGCUUGCAUUUCUAAAAUUACAUCUCGUAAGGAAUUUAAUCCUAUUGAGGAACAUCUUGCGAAACAAUUGAAUUCGAUACAGUACAGGAUCGAUAGAGCGAAAAAUGAACUCGAAGAAAUCAAAGAAACAGUUCAACACAUCUCAAAUAAUUUACUUCACAAAGCUGUCUUUGGCCAAGAUAAAAGCGUCGAUUCGGACAACGAUUUAUACACUGUCGAAGGGGAGCCAGUGUUAAAAAAAAAACACGAAGAAGACAAACCUUGCAAUUUUUUGGUGUUGAAGGAACAAUGGCAGUAUGUUCUUUUUGAUAAAUGGAUAAUAGGGGUAGUACUACAGAAUGUAUCGUUUCAAACGUUAAACGAGCUCAGAUUUUAUGCCUUUCCGAAAGGCACCAGCGAGAUUCACGGCGUCGUUUCAGCUUUCUGGGAAGAGGAGAACGAUCUUUGGAAGAGGGUCAACGCGAUCCUCUCGAAGAGAGACAACGUCGUAGCCACGCUUGUCCUCGAUCCCAUGGAUUUUAAUGAAAACACGCUCGUCCAGAUAUACGGCACGAUUUCCUACGAGAACUUGGAUAUGGAAUUACAGAUAGCCGUACCCGUCGUUACUUUCACGUCUCGCGAUAUUCUACGUGGAACCUACAAAUUAAACUAUUCGCAACAACCGAAAUACGCCGUAUUGGCGUUGAAAAGCGUCUUCGUCGAGACGAUCCUCGAGCUUCCAUAUCAAUUCGAUUCCGAAAAUUUCGUUGAUCUUUUGCGGUGUCUCGAUGCCAAGAAAAUCGUGAAAAAUGCUUAUUGCGUCGAGAGUGCCGAGUAUUACGCUGUCAUAGAAACUUUAUCGGCUAACGAGAUAAAGAUAUCGGCGAAAACAAUGUCACGGUUGAAGUUAAUCCUGCGUAUAAUACAAGACGAAUCCUCGAUUCCCAUUACGAAACUCGAGGAAUUUAGCUGCGUCGAAGAAGCGGCGGAGGCUUUGAUAGAAGAAUUGGAAACGUAUCUCGGUGAUCCCAAUCUCGCGAGAAUCCAAAGAGCAAGGAUAAAGAGCGAUUUGCUUAUACCGUGAUCGAGUGUACGACGAAAUCACGUGUGAUGAGACAUCCCUUAAAUCGUGCCAUUUCACCUCGUUCUUUCGAUUUCGAUUUAUCGAAUAAUCAAGCAUCUGUAACGUUUGAA